Molecule: messenger RNA, 1717 nt
Organism: Jaculus jaculus (lesser Egyptian jerboa)
Lineage: Eukaryota; Metazoa; Chordata; Mammalia; Rodentia; Dipodidae
Gene: Tmem140
Product: transmembrane protein 140
Exons: 3
Coding region: 450-1004 (184 amino acids)
Source: RefSeq, a predicted model, not a curated record
UUCUGAAAAGUCACGAGCUACAGACCAGUUAAGAAAGCGAAAGUGAAAUCAGCUGACAGUGACAUCAGUCAGCACAAAUGUAGCAAAGUUCAGAGUUGUUUAUUUAAAACACCCUGGGAAGGCGAGCAGGGCAUCGGCUCAGGGCCGCCUCUCUCCUCUGCCCCGGUUUCUGGAGCCUGACGUUAGAAAACCAGCCAGAAGGAGAAUCAACUUUCCGAACCCGAUUUCCUGGCCAUCUCUGCAUGCGUGUUCCCGUGGGCUCUGCCCCUUCUUUCUAUUAGAAAACUAGGGAUGUGCCGUCUCUAAGGCUUUGUGGCUGGGAAAUGGAAAAGGAGCUUGAUUUGAGCCCAGCAGACAAAGCUGAGGCAGGCCCACUGCACAGAACCAUUAUCUUCACACUCCAACACAGCAAAUGAGAAGCAUGGCCACAGGUGCAAAGGACAGGAGAGAUGGCGCUCCCCAGGCUGUGGCGGCUUGGCCACCUGCCCUUUGUGGGCAUCAUGCUCCUUGUGGUGCUGGCUCUCUGCCUGAUGGUCUACGCUCUCCUCUGCAAGGCUGGCAACAUCAUUGACCUGCCCAACCUGAGGAUCGGCUUUUACAACUUGUGCGUGUGGAAUGAGGACCUGGGCUCCCUACAAUGUCACCAGCCCCGUGAGCUGGAGGCCCUGGGGGUGUCUCAGGUCGGCCUGGCCCUGGCCAGGCUUGGCGUGUACGGGGCACUGGUCUUCACCCUCUUUGUGCCUUUGACUCUCCUCCUCGCCCAGUGCAACGGUGACGAGGGGGAGUGGCAGCUGGCAGUGGUCUUCCUGGCGAUGUCCUCCAUGCUACUGGCCGGCGGCCUGGGCCUCUUCCUCUCCUGCAUGUGGAAGUGGGUCAGGCUCUCCCUCUUGGGACCUGGCUUUCUAGCUCUGGGCCUGGCCCAGGCCUCACUAAUCCUCUUGCUGAUGGCCACAGUUAUGUUCCCGCCAAGGGACAAGGCCAAGGGCAAGCUUGAGAGCUGCUAGUCUUAGCGAAAGGUUUAUGUGAUUGCAAGGGUUCGGUUCCAGCCAUAGUGACAGAAGGUGCCAGACAACCAGUGAGAGCACGCCUUCUCUGCUGUCUUGUUCCAUAGCCAAUGCUGGUCUCAGGCUCCAGCGGAAGGAACCACCCGCUGAGUAGUAGGGGCUACGGGGUCCAGCAGACCGAGGCAGCGUGGGUGGCUGGGCAGAUGGAGCUGCAGCUCCUUAGUGUGGAUCAUCCGUCCUUCACAAUUCUGGAGGACUUGGAAAUCCUGCAGCUCAUUCUCACGUGAAUUCCUGCUUUAAUUAACCAAGAUAGGCAAUUCCUACUGUAGCCUCAGGAGGGUGGGAGCUAAGGAUUCUUGUCACAUGCCAGAUGUCCAGGCUGAGUCACCAAAGUGCCAAACUGGACUAUUUAAAAACAGCGAGCACCUUACUUUUAGUGUAUCUCAGGCCUCUACGAUGGUGAACCUCUCACCAGGACUCCAUUUCCAAAAGGCCUGGAAUGACCUCUGAGGGAUGCAGCAAAGAAACACAGGGCACAAAGAGAAAACUUGCUGGUUUUGAAGGGUCCCUGAAAAGGCCCCAUGGAUGGACCUGAAGCCAGGCAAAGCAGGAACCAGCUGUCAAAUCUUUACUUUUGUGACACAGGACAUGCAAAGCCUUGAAGAAGUUGACCAGAACUGAAUGGACACACACACACACACACACACACACAC